Molecule: messenger RNA, 879 nt
Organism: Aspergillus uvarum CBS 121591
Lineage: Eukaryota; Fungi; Ascomycota; Eurotiomycetes; Eurotiales; Aspergillaceae
Product: sulfotransferase family protein
Exons: 3
Coding region: 1-879 (292 amino acids)
Source: RefSeq, a predicted model, not a curated record
AUGAACGCCCUCAUCACAACCCUCUACGGCUUCCCCCCGCCCGCACCCCGCCACCGCACCGCCCCCAUCCGCAUCCUAUGCGUAGGCCUCCCUCGCUCCGGCACGGAGAGCCGCAGCCUCGCCCUAACGCAACUAGGCUACAAGCCCUUCCACGGCUGGGAUCUAGUCUUCGACACGGCGGCGCACAUCCAAGCGUGGGCGCAGCUCGCCGAACGCAAGUACGGCCCCCCACAGGACCAACCCAUCACGCGCGCGGACUUCGACGCCCUCCUCCCCGGCGACUGCGACGUGGUCAUCGACUCGGCCGCCGCGCUCUUCACGCCGGAGAUCCUGCAGGCCUACCCGGACGCCAAGGUGAUUCUGAACACGCGCCACGACGUGGCGGCAUGGCAGCGCAGCGCACGGCAAGCGUUCGUGACGGACGGCGCCGCGCACUGGGGGCUGUGGGUGCUGCAUCUGUUCAGUGCGGAGGUGUUUUGGCUGUGGCGGCUGUAUUAUACCUUUGGGUAUCCGGGGUUGUUUCGGGGGAGGACGGUGGAGGAGGGGGUGGUGGGCAAGGGGAAGAGGGUGUAUCGUGAGCAUGGGUGGUUGGUUAAGGGGUUGGUGGAGAGGGAGCUGUUGUUGGAGUGGAACGUGGAGGAUGGCUGGGGGCCUUUGUGUGAGUUCUUGGGCAAGGAAGUCCCGCUGGAGCCGUUUCCCCAGACGAAUACCGGGGAAGGGUUCCGGAAUCGCGUUGAGAAGAGAGUCGGGCCCUGGCGGCGGACGGCGUUGGGGAAUUUUGCCCUCAUGAUCACUUCGGCGGGGGUGCUGGGGACGGCGGUGGUGUUUGGGGCGAGGAAGGGCGGCGGGGGGUGUACAACAACAAAGAAACAGGUCUGA